Botrytis cinerea B05.10 is the source of this 1903-nucleotide messenger RNA. RefSeq lists its product as hypothetical. The transcript has 2 exons. Lineage: Eukaryota; Fungi; Ascomycota; Leotiomycetes; Helotiales; Sclerotiniaceae. The record is from RefSeq and is a predicted model, not a curated record. Bases 445 to 1611 code for a protein of 388 amino acids.
GGCCACUUUUCGAGCAGGCUAUCCCGGAUGCAUCUGCGUUCCUUCUUUAAUGGUAUCAAUGUAAUCACAUACUUAAACUUCUCGUUCUGUGUCCUUCUUGGAAUACACAAUGCUUCAGUUAUUCAAUGCAACAUCAUUCUACUAUUUUGUGCUUGUAUAGACUUCUUUCUUGUUGGAAACCAUCAAUAACACAGUUAUCGAUACCCAUUUACCAUAAAGUUUCAUUCAAGUACAGCUUCGUAGAAGACUAGCCACAUUUGAGUUUUUGGAAGACAUACGCUGUUGUAAGUUUGCUGCUGGCGCUGACUGGCGCCUUUUGAAGCUAUUAAAAAAUUUCAUCUUAGAGAUUAGACCCUAGCGGAAGAGAUACAUCCCUCGCAGCGACGAUUUUACUGAUAAGAUACUCUAUAUAUUACUCCUUGCUGAGGCUCCGUCACACUCAGAAUGCCAGCUUUGCGUGGCAGAAGACAAAAGUUUUCUUCUCAGGAGGAUAUGUACCUUUCUAAUUUCAGAGAAUGGCGAAAUGAAGAAGUUUCAGAAUCAUGGGCUCAGUUUCUUGCCAGGUACGAGAAGAAAUUCUGGAUCGAUCCCCAUAGUUCGGCGUCACUAUUUCGAAGGGCCGAAAAGCUUUCUGGUCAUCGUCAUCAGACUCUUUCUCGAGUUGAAGAAAUGAUGCAUCAUAUGCUUAAAAUACGCAAAUCGAGUCUUUUGUGGACAUGGGGAAGAAUUGGCCAGGCAUUUGGUACCAACGCUGGGACAGCUUCUGUGGCAUAUAAGAGUUUUCUGGGGAGAAACGGGAUAGAUGAAGACGAGAAUGAAUCUCAUCGUAUAAUGUGGACUGAGUCAGAUAGGAGGAGACUCAGCAGGGCACGUCAUCUCGGUUACUCAUGGGAACGUAUAUCUAGGCAAUUUGGUUACGAGGAGUAUAUCUGUAUGUCAGCACAUUACAUACACUCUUACGGAGAAGGCAGGUCGGGGAGCUUGAAUCCCUCUUUUCAUCCUAAGUAUUUCUUUUCAUUCAUUGGAAGGAGCAGGGGGUAUCACAUCCAAAAGUCGACGGAUGCACUGGAAGUCAAAGAUGAGGGUAGAGAUUGCCAAUGGGUGAAGGGUCUCAUUACAGAAACUGAAAGGGAACAAUCACCAUCUGGGUCUGACACCAAAAAUGUUAAAGCCUCGGGAAGCGGUAGCUCACAGUCAUACUUCACUAAUUCAAAGUACAUGAAGAGCCAUUCCAUACUAAAAUUGGAACACAAUUCUGGAAUGAUCGGCCGUAUACCAACAAAGCACUCACUUGGUGGGAGCAGGGUCACAGCAGCACCGAGAUCUCAGGCUGGAAGCCGUCCUUGUACUCCCUUAAGAAUAACAGCGCCAAUUUCUAGAGAGAGAGUUACAAAACGAGAUUCAAUGGAUGUGCGGCGAGCCCAAAUUUUCUACAAACACUUGAUUCUCGGCUAUCUGAAGCCCACCACCGAAAUGAGCUCGGUGUCAACGGUCUCGUCAAGAUCGACACGCAGAUGGCCAGCCACUGUUUUCCGACCAGUCUCAAAAAUCGAAGAAGUUACAAACCCACCUGUAAUCAUGAAGAACUGGAUGAAGCAUAUGUCAGAGUGAAGGAAGAGGUGGAAAAUGAUGAAAGAAAUGAGAACAUGACAUAUUGCAUGACUAGUGAAGGAAGAUGACUCAAUUUCAUCUCUGUAAUAUUGGAUGAUACAACUUUAAGAUGUAUCGUUAGAGAAAUUGGUACUAUUGUUAAAUUUGUUAUGUUAUUGACAUGCCUAUGAAGAGAGAGGCGUGACACUUCUGGGACAGCAUGAUUAGUCAAGCAUGUAUUAUCCUCAGGUUCUAGGCUUUAUUGACAGACGGGAGUAUUUGUCAGAGGAAAAUGAUCCAUUUGCUUAAGUCA